AUGCAGUUCACUGGCUCUUUGUUACUCAUAUUUCUUUUCUCAGAAGAAUUACCUUGUACAUGCCCGCUGUGUACCUCAGACAGAGGGAGCUGUGUCAGUACAACCGAAGGGAUCCAACUCGCUAAAGAACUGGGAGCUACCUAUCUUGAACUACACAGCCUUGAUGACUUCUACAUAGGAAAAUAUUUUGGAGGAGUGUUGGAGUAUUUUAUGAUUCAAGCCUUAAAUCAGAAGACAAGUGAAAAAAUGAAGAAAAGGAAAAUGAGCAACUCAUUUCAUGGGAUUAGACCACCUCAGCUUGAACAACCAGAAAAAAUGCCUGUCUUAAAGGCUGAAGCAUCGCAUUAUAACUCUGAUUUGAAUAAUUUGUUGUUCUGCUGCCAGUGUGUGGAUGUGGUAUUUUACAACCCAGAUUUGAAGGAAGUUGCCGAGGCCCACAAGAUUGUCCUGUGUGCCGUAAGCCACGUUUUCAUGCUACUUUUCAAUGUGAAGAGUCCCGCUGACAUUCAGGAUUCCAGUAUCAUUCGAACUACCCAAGACCUCUUCACUAUUAGCAGAGACACUGCAUUUCCCGGUGCUCGCCAGGAUUCUCCCGGCAACCCGCCCUUACGCGUCGUCGUCAAAGACGCCCUCUUCUGCUCUUGUUUGCCGGACAUUCUGCGCUUCAUUUAUUCAGGUGCUUUUCAGUGGGAAGAAUUGGAAGAAGACAUCAGGAAGAAAGUGAAAGAUUCUGGGGAUGUUUCAAGUGUAAUUGAGAAAGUUAAAUGCAUUUUAAAAACACCAGGAAAGAUUAAUUGUCUAAGGAAUUGCAAAACUUAUCAAGCCAGAAAACCUCUGUGGUUUUAUAACACUUCCCUCAAGUUUUUCCUUAAUAAACCAAUGCUUGCUGAUGUUGUCUUCGAAAUACAAGCUUUAUCUUAUUGCUGGUUGGUAUAAGAACACUGGAUUGUUGGGGCGCCUGGGUGGCUCAGUCGGUCUGCCUUCCCCUCAGGUCCUGAUCCCAGGAUCCUGGGAUCGAG
Messenger RNA from Leptonychotes weddellii (Weddell seal), 1019 nucleotides. Lineage: Eukaryota; Metazoa; Chordata; Mammalia; Carnivora; Phocidae. The record is from RefSeq and is a predicted model, not a curated record.